UAUCUUCGUCAGAUAUACUUAAAUCAUAGAUCAGUUCAGUUUGAUUUGCGGUCAUGCUUCGUCCGGGCCUUUUCUCUGAAGUGACCCGGCCUGUGUCAACUAUUUCUAGGCCGGGCCACUCCAGACUACGAAGCAUAUACAUAUCAGACGUAAGCUGAUGAAUCACCUGACCCCCGUGACCUUGCAUUCAGGAGUCGCAUAAUUGCUGCCGCGACCCAGGACAAUUUGAAGCUUCCAGAGGCGGUGUUAACAUUCUCCGUCGCGAUGUAUGCAGAUUUCUUAAUUUUCCUUUUCUGUUUGUUCAACCCUCCAUGGGUUACUUCAGCUUCCUUCCAGUUCGGUAGAUGUCCUGUGACAUGUAUAUGAACCACCAUGACGCUGGAAGUCCUGUGGUGAAGAAGGUCGGCUCGAUGUUCGCUGAUCCUGGCACUGAGGUUGCGUCUCGUUUCACCAAAGUAUGAAUUAUGGGAACUACUGCAGGGUAUGCGAUAUGCAGUACUGUUGAGGUUGCUCAAGCUGCUCUUCCUCCCUACCUCUCUCUCUUCUUCCCCCCACCUCUCUCUCACACACUCUCCCCUCUUUUUCUUUCACUCUCUCUCCCCCUCCCUCUCUCUUUCUUUCACGCUCUCUCUGUUUCUCUCCCUCUCUCCCUCCUUCCAUGCACACACACAGUGUAUACUUCUACACACACAUAUGUUUGUGUGUGUGUGACAGCUUGCAUAUGCAGGUAUUUUAUCAACAUCUAAUCUAUGAUCUUAUUAAGGAAUUCAGCCUCACCUUGAUUCCCUUAUGGUUUUGCAAAUAAACGUUAUUCAUGAACUGUUUACAAAGCUUACUGCUCAGCAAACAUGCCUUCGACGUCGUAAACAAAAGCGACAAGUACCCUUUCAGUCAGGCCAUGGUCACGCGAUACAACAAUAUGUCACAAUGGAAGCUGGCAAUGUCGUUUGCAAUAAAUAAGAAGUGGUUCGAUACUUGGCCAUCGUCGGGCGGCUCCGCAGGGCUCCUUCGGACCAAGGCAUCGGGACCGGACCGACCGCAGCUCGAGCUCCCUCUGUCAGUUCCGCCGCGAUGGUGCUCGUCACGCUGAGUGUGCUGGUGAGCCGGUCCGGCUAUCGCAUCCUGGGCGCCUGCCUGAAGAUCAUCAGGGCUCUCGGGGGCUUCCCCUACUCCUGGAAGGACGUCGAGCGCCCCAGCAGAAGCUUCGAAAAGGCUUUGGGCAAGAUAAAGCCCCGGGCUGGAAUCCUGAACGGCCUGCCGUACUUCUUCGAGAAAAAGUUGUCUCUGGCGGUGUACUCUUGGCUGUUUACGGCCCUGAUGGCCGUGCACACGGGGGCGUAUACCGUCCUGAAAGUCCUGCAGAGCAAGGACCUGGCCACGACCACUGCGGACGUCGCCCAGACCAUCGGCAUGGUCGUCGUGGCCGUGUCCUCCUUCGGGCUGCUCUCCAACCUGGCCUUCAACAACCCCAGCCUAUUCGUCCUGGCGUCCAGGCUGCACGCCAUCGUCUCCCACGCGCGCGAGCAUCCCUGGAAGCCCCACAGGGACGUCCUGUUCAUGAUCACGCUGCUGGUGUGCGAGGCCACCUUCGCCGUCGACUGCUACGAGUGCACGCACCACAUCGUCAACCUCAUCCUGUACACGGAGGUCACCUUCAUGGUCAUGUACCUCAGCCUCGGGUUCUUCCUGCUGCUGGUGAUGCUCAACGCCGUCAUGGCCGGGACCAUGUUCCUCUACUACGCGCUAUCGCGGUUCAUGGCCUCGGGCUACGAGCACAUCCUGCACGCGCCCAAGGCCCGCCUGCCGCGGACCAGGAGCGGGCGCGUGGAGGAGCCCCAAGUGGCACCCGUGUUCCUGCCGUCGCCGGCGGGCGAGGCCGAGGCCUCGUUCGUGCGUCUUCUGGCCGCGAAGGGGAAGGGCGAGGUUUCGGUCACGGCCGUGUCGCACGAGGACCUGCGUCUUGCCGAGGACAUCGUCGAGGACCUCCACGAGUACCAGCGGCGCUUCAACAAGUACUUCUCCCUGGCGGCGCUGCUGGUGCAGCUGCAGUCCGUGAUCACCGUGACCGUGUCCAUCUUCGUGGUGUUCACCACCGGGGGAUCCAUGGGGGUCUACGCCAGGAUCCUCCACCAGACCUGCUUCCUGGUCCUCCUGUGCUGCGGACCCGACGGCGUCAACUUCAGGCGCGAGCAGCUCUUCACUUCCAUCAUGGAGCUGAGGAGGCGAUGCGACGGAGACAUGGACAGCAAGAUGAGCAGACUCCUGGACCUCCUGCACACCUUCCCUGACUACGACAUGGGGAGGUGUCUGACCCUAAGCAGGUCCAAUCUUAUAAGCAUUUCUGGCUUCGUUGCGACUUAUCUGGUGAUCCUCGUGCAGUUCAAGCAAGGAGAGAUGUAGGAGCGAAGGGACACGCACUCGCUCGGACGCACACGGAAUUAAUGUUUGUGUGUGCAUGUGUGUGUGUGUAUGAA
This is a messenger RNA of Penaeus vannamei (Pacific white shrimp), 2474 nucleotides long. NCBI's taxonomy places the organism in Eukaryota, Metazoa, Arthropoda, Malacostraca, Decapoda, Penaeidae. The record is from RefSeq and is a predicted model, not a curated record.